Molecule: messenger RNA, 7457 nt
Organism: Monodelphis domestica (gray short-tailed opossum)
Lineage: Eukaryota; Metazoa; Chordata; Mammalia; Didelphimorphia; Didelphidae
Source: RefSeq, a predicted model, not a curated record
CCUGCUUCCACUCAUGGGCUUGGGCAGCAGAGGAAAAGGCAGAGCCUCUCUCUCCUUUCAAGUCUGAGUGGCCCCUGCAGAUCUGAAAGUGUGUGUAUAUGGAGGGGAGUGCUAAAAGAAGAGCUUGGGUGGGUUAGAUGUACAUGUGGAAUUACUAUGGGUCUUUCAGUAGGAUGGAAUAGUCAUCAUGAUUUUGUAGCCCUGGUUCUUAUGGGAAAUCAAAAGGGGAGUGGGCCCUCGAACAUUAGGACUAGAUUAUUUCCAUGAUAGCACAGCAAAGGUACCAAUGAGGCUUGUAAAUCCUUCAGGAAGUCUGUGAAGUUAGCAUGAUGUCACAGCUAACCUGUGUGAGAUCAAUACUAGGGAACAAGCAUUACUGUUAACUGUGGUGGGAAGGUCCUUGAAGAAAGUACAAAAUUACUUUAAUACGGGGAUGUCCUAGCCAGAGUUGGGGUGGGGAGAGAAUCGGGGAUAGCAAAGGGAGCGAUGAUGUCACCAUGAUGGUACUGGAGGGACCUUUUCCCCUUUAAGGAGACUAGGUGGGCUCUGAGGUCAUGGUGAUGUCAUAAGUGGGAGAGUUCAGGAUUGGCCAAUCUCCUACUGUGCUUCUGAAUGCAGUAAGUGAAGGGGGGGCCAUGGCAGAGGAGAGGCCCCCCCGGCUUGUGGAUUACUUUGUGGUGGCUGGGCUGGCAGGGAGUGGAGGGACAGUCCCUGAGGAAACUGGGGGCCCUGAGCCAGGGGGGCCUCUGCGCCCACCCCGUCCGGCAGAGCCCAUCACAGAUGUGGCCAUCAUUGCCCGGGCUCUGGGAGAAGAGGUGCCCCAAGGCUACACUUGUAUUCAAGCCUCAGCUGGUGGGCAUCCACUGGAGCUCAGUGCUGGACUUCUGGGUGGCUCCCAGCCUACCAUCUGUUAUCGCAGAGGACGAGACAAGCCUCCCCUUGUUGAGUUAGGGGUAUUAUAUGAGGGGAAGGAACAUCCUAAACCAGGUUUCCAGGUGCUGGAGACAACGCCCUAUAGCCACUCUGCCAACCUGGCUCCUCCAGGCCCUGGGCAUCCCCGCACCUACCUCACUUACCGACGGGCGGCUGAAGGGGCAGGACUGCAUGCCCUGGGUAUCACUGAUCUCUGUCUGAUCUUGCCCAGCAAAGGCGAGGGAACUCCCCACACGUACUGCCGCCUGCCUCGAAAUCUCAAUCCUGGCAUGUGGGGCCCAGAUGUCUACCUGUGCUACAAGGUGGGCCUGGCAAAGGCUAAUACACUGGUCUAUGAGGCAGAACUGCUAGGCCGGUACCCAGAGCAGGACAAUGAGGCAUUUCCGCUGCCUGAGUCUGUGCCUGUCUUCUGCCUGCCUAUGGGAGCCACCAUUGAGUGUUGGCCUGCCCAAACCAAAUACCCGGUGCCCGUCUUCUCCACUUUCGUGCUCACAGGGGCUGCUGGUGAUAAGGUGUAUGGGGCAGCCCUGCAAUUCUAUGAGGCAUUCCCAAGAGCUCGUCUUUCGGAGCGUCAGGCGAGGGCACUGGGGCUGAUGAGCGCAGUAGAUCGGGGCCGAGCACUAGGUGGCCGGGCUGUGCGCAGCCGCCGGGCUGUAGCUGUGCUGUCCCGAUGGCCUGCCUUCUCUGCUUUCCAUGCCUUUCUCACGUUCCUUUACCGAUACUCUGUCUCUGGGCCCCACCGAUUGCCCUUGGAAGCGCACAUCUCCCACUUCAUGCAUAAUGUUCCCUUCCCCUCCCCUCAGAGACCCCGUAUCCUGGUACAGAUGUCCCCCUAUGACAACCUCCUCCUCUGUCAGCCUGUCUCAUCUCCCCUGCCUCUGAGUGGUGCCAGCUUCUUGCAGCUGCUACAGAGCCUGGGGCCUGAGCUGGCAGUAACUCUGCUGAUUGCUGUCCUCACCGAGCAUAAGCUUCUGGUUCACUCUCUUCGACCUGACUUACUCACUAGUGUCUGUGAGGCCCUGGUCUCUAUGAUCUUCCCACUGCACUGGCAGUGCCCCUACAUCCCUCUCUGCCCACUGGUGCUGGCAGAUGUGCUGAGUGCCCCUGUACCCUUCAUCGUGGGCAUCCACUCCAGCUACUUUGACCUGCAUGACCCACCUGCUGAUGUCAUCUGCGUUGACCUUGACACCAACACGCUCUUCCAGACAGAAGAGAAGAAGUUGCUCCUGCCUAGGACCCUUCCCCGCCGGCCAUAUAAAGUGCUGCUGAACACACUGACUGCCCUUCACCAGCAACUGGAUCAGACAUACACAAGACCUGAGGAGGAGGCAUCUUUGGAGUUUCUGCUGACUGACUAUGAAGCAGUGUGUGGGAGGCGAGCACGGCUAGAGCGGGAAGUCCAAGGUGCCUUCCUUCGAUUUAUGGCCUGUCUGCUGAAGGGCUAUCGAGCCUUCCUCCGGCCACUCACUCAGGCACCCUCGGAGAGUGCUCGUGAUGUUGAAAACCUCUUCUUCCUGCAGGGCUUUCUAAAGUCCCGAGAACGUUCCAGCCACAAGUUCUACGCCCAGCUGCUACACACACAAAUGUUCUCACAGUUCAUCGAGGAGUGCUCCUUUGGCUCUUCCCGCCAUGCUGCCUUGGAGUUCUUUGACUCCUGUGUUGACAAGGUUCACCCGGAACAGGAGAAGCCAGAGCCUGUGCCUUUGGUGGAGCUAGAGGAGCCAUCAGGGAGUGAGCUCACAGUUUUUAUCACCCCUCCUGAGGAACCCAUAGUGACUGAGGGUAGCGAGUCUACUCCUCUCUACUGUUAUGAUGGGUUCCCUGAGCUUCGGGCUGAACUGUUUGAGUCCCCCCAGGAACAGCCUGGACCCUCUCUUGCACCAGGCCCUUCUCGAAGUGCGCCCAGUAGCCCUGCUCCCCGACGUACCAAACAGGAGAUGAAGGUUGCACAGCGGGUAGCCCAGAAGUCAGCAGCAGUGCCUGAGCUUUGGGCACGAUGCCUGCUGGGACACUGUUAUGGGCUGUGGUUCCUGUGUUUACCUGCCUAUGUUCGGUCUUCCUCUUCUCGAGUCCGGGCACUACAUACCGCCUACCAGGUCCUUCGACAGAUGGAAAGCCGAAAGGUGGUGCUGCCUGAUGAGGUGUGUUACCGUGUGCUGAUGCAGCUUUGCUCCCACUAUGGAGAGCCUGUGCUGUCUGUACGGGUCAUGCUGGACAUGAGGAGAGCCGGCAUUGUGCCCAACACUAUCACCUAUGGUUACUACAACAAGGCUGUACUGGAAAGCAAGUGGCCAUCGGGCACCACAGGUGGCCGCCUCCGUUGGGCCAAGCUCCGGAAUGUGGUCCUGGGAGCUGCUCAGUUCCGUCAGCCCCUUCGGGAGCGGAGGCAGCAGGAACAGGCAUUGAGGGGGGCAAGAAGUUCCCAGCCAGAGCCCCGCCUGGAGCGGCCCUCCCCGACCCGUCCCCUUCAUCGCCAGACCACCUGGGCAGGGCGAAGCUUUCGGGACCCAGCCUCUCCCACUGGGCGGCUGGUGAAGAGUGGUAGUCUGGGUAGUGCCCGAGGGGCACAACCCACUGUGGAGGCUGGUGUGGCACACAUGAUAGAGGCCCUGGGUGUCCUAGAGCCCCAGGGGUCCCCUUUGUCCUGGCAUGAUGGCAGCCUCUCUGAUGUAAGCCUGGCAAGUGAAGAUCCAGCACCUGGAGGCAGCCCUGGGGGAACAGGAAUGGCUCUGAGUGCCCAUUCAGCUGAGGCCCUAGAUGGGCUGGGUGGGCAGGCACCCAAGACUGGCAAGCGGCAGGAUGCAGUGGGUACUCCCCGGCGGGGAAUAGGUGCCCGUCUACAGCAGCUGCUCACCCCCUCCCGCCGCAGCCCUGCCUCUCGUGCCCCUCCACCUGAGCUGCCCUCAGACAUACCCCUCCCAGCCCGCCGAAGUCCUAUGGAUAGCCUCCUGCGACCCCGGGAACGUCCAGGAUCCACUGCCUCUGAGAGUUCAACGUCUCUCGGUAGUGAGUGGGAUCUCUCUGAGAAUUCCCUCAGCAGCCUCAGCAUUCAGCGUUCCUCGGAGCGCCUUAGUGACACCCCUGGUCUCUCCCAGCCUCCCCCUGUCGAGAUUCUUCUGUCUAGCUGUUCUCUGUGUAGAGCCUGUGACUCCCUAGUGUAUGAUGAGGAGAUCAUGGCAGGCUGGGCACCUGAUGACUCCAACCUCAAUACCACCUGCCCCUUCUGCUCUCGUCCUUUUGUGCCCUUGCUUAGUGUCCAGACCCUUGACUCCAGGCCCCGCAGUGACCUUCAUGGUACACCCACCUCUACAGGUGCCAGUAAUAGAGAUGCUCCUCUCCCCGGGGGCCCUGGCCCUGUCCUUAGCGACCGACGGCUCUGUCUUGCCCUAGAUGAUUCCUCUGUUUGUAAUGGAGACACUGAGAGUGCUCCAAGGAAAGUGGAAGGUGGGGCAUGGGCAUACCUGAGUCCUCUGGUGCUACGCAAGGAGCUGGAGUCCCUGGUGGAAAAUGAGGGCAGUGAGGUACUUGCCUUACCUGAACUGCCUGCUUCUCAUCCCAUUCUCUUCUGGAACCUGCUUUGGUACUUCCAGAGGCUUCGGCUGCCCAGCACCUUGCCUGGCCUCAUUCUAGCUGCCUGUGACGGGCCUUCCUCCACCCAGGCCCCAUCUCCUUGGCUGCCCUCAGAUCCAGCUCUGGUGCAGGUACGGCUGCUGUGGGAUGUUCUGACCCCUGACCCUGACAGCUGUCCUCCCCUCUACGUCAUUUGGAGGUCUCACAGUCAGAUCCCUCAUCGGGUGGCCUGGCCGAGCACAGCACCUGCACCUCUGAAUCUUGCUCUGUUGGAGACUGUGCUGCUCCACGUGGGAUUCAAUGAAGUCCACAAGGCUGUGGGGCUUCUCCUGGACACACUAGGCUCCCCACCAGAGGGCCUGCACCUGCAGCGAAGCAUCUACCGAGAGAUUCUGUUCUUGACUCUGGCUGCCCUGGGCAAAGACCAUGUGGAUAUAGUGGCCUUUGACAAGAAAUACAAGGCAGCCUUCAAUAAGCUGGCGAGCAGUUUGGGCAAAGAGGAGUUGCGACGGCGGCGGGCACAGAUGCCAACCCCAAAGGCCAUCGAUUGUCGCAAGUUUUUUGGGGCACCUUUGGAAUGCUAGGGCCUUUGGGCCUCUUAUCCCAGCCUAAAGGACAGAGGAAUCUCUGGGUAACGUCUUUCCUCUGCUCCCCAAGGUUAGGGAGUGUGCCAGGCAGAAUGCCCAGUCUGGGGGCCUUGCUUGGGGCAGGAGAGGUCACUGAUACCAAAAGUCACAACUCCUCUUGUUUCUGACCCGCUUUUCUUGUGUUGAUGUGGGAGGAGAGUUGGCACAACUCUGCCUCUCCACUGCCCUCCAGAAAUCCAGGUGCCUCCAUCCAAGGCACCCCUAGAUUCAUGCCUACCUGUCAUUUUAGAAGUUUUUGUUUUAAAAAACACCUGGAAAGAUACAGAACUUCUGAGCCUCUGCCUUGGUCCUGGGGGAUGUUCUCACCUUUCCCCCAGGUCAGAGAUGCUCCUCUUCCCACCUGGACCCACCCCCACCUUCCACCUCAAUAUUAAUAUUUUAUUUUGUUAUUUAUUCUGGAGCCACAACAGUUGCCUCAAUUUUGGGGUUCCUGUUAAGAUUGGAAAGGUGAGGAACUGGAAGUCCUGGGCCCUGUAGUUGUUUCCUCCUCACCCCUUUUCUUUUGGAGAAUGAGAACUCAGGGAGGCUGAAGCUUGGUUUCCCCACACACAUUUGACAUCCCUAUUUUCUACCCUAGGAAUUGGGGUAUUUUUCCCUCCCCUCCCUUGCUCCCUCUUCCCCCACCCAGGGCUGCUUUACCCACCCAGGGCCCUGAUCUGUGCAAUAACGAUUGUCUGAGGUUUUGUUGGAUGUAAAUACAGUAAAAGCUGCUUCUCUCUUUUCUUUGCUGUCUCCUCUUUCCUGUGUCCAGGGUGGGGAGGGUACGAUUUUCCUCUGAGGCUCAGUCACCCAGUUGUACUCUGUUUAAAAAGGACCCCUGCCCAUGUCUUCAGUUCUGGUGGGCUUUGAUUCUUAGGUCUUUCUCUGCUAGAGGAAGCCUCUCCCCUUAUUGGGAGCAAGAAGGGGAGUAAAUAUGACAUUGCCCAUGGUGGUGCCAGUCUGUGUGGCGCUUCCAUCCUUCCCACACAAUCGCCCCCUUGUCACCUCCCCUCCCACUUCUUGAUUUACACAAAGGGUCCAUUCUCUGGGCCCUUGAGCUCAUCUCUAUCCUUCUUUCCCUGUUCCCAUAUUCUGUCCCCUAAACUCCUCUGGGAACCUUCCCAUGGAUAAUCCUUUCUCUGCUGGUGUUCCCUCUGCUACUUAUACUUUAGGAACACUCCUCAACUCCUUUCCCUUCAGGAGCUGGGGUAACUGCUUCCACCAUCACAGCAGUAAGCUGGAGGCAGUGUGUGGGGAGGGGAGCACGUGGACUUUUUUUUUAGAAAAAGCCGAAGAUGUGACACAUCUCUGUCAUUUUCUGAAUCCUUUAGGCUCAGAUAGGAGGCCCGGCCCUGCUCCCUCCUUCUCCGGGUAAUGAAAUCUACACAGGAAACAGCCGCUAAGCCGAGCCACAAAAGCAGUUACAGAAGUGAAUUAGCCAACAAAACAAAACAUCUUUAGGGGGUAGUGGGCAGAAGUGUUAGGACAUGAUCACUCACAAUAGCCUCCAACUGAUGGGAGAGAGGAAGGAGGAAUUUCUGGAGACCACAGAGGAAAAGAACUUAGAAAUAUUGGGAUCCUGUAAGCAGGCUAUCUGGACGUGUGUGUGUGUGUGUGUGUCUGUGUGUGUGUGUGUGUCUGUGUGUGUGUGUGUGUCUGUGUCUGUGUCUGUGUCUGUGUGUGUGUGUUCGUUCGUUCAUGUUCUCCCAGGCUCCAUGAGGCCAGGGUAGCUACUUCCUUGAAUAAGCUUCCUCUAGAGACAAAACUCCCACUUCUCAGGGAAGUUGUUACUGUUUUUAAAAAUUCUUUUAAAUUGUGUACUUCCAACAAACAUUUCAAGGUUCAAAGAACAAGAGUGUACAAACUACUUUUUUUUUUUUAAGAAAUGUUACAGUGGAAACAAAAUUGCUAUAUCUCUUUGUUUUCUGUGUAUUUUAAACAAUGUUUUCUUGAUGCUUUUUCUUUUGUUAAUCAUUACCCAUUAACUGGCCUCUCUUUUGUGUCCAUUCCUCCCUUCUACUCUACCUUUCCCCUAUUCAAACUACUCCCCCAGCCUGCCUCCCACAUUCUGAUCCUUUUUUCUUACAACUUUUAGCUCAUUUUCUCAUGGUUUUCCUAUAGAUAGGUAGGCAGCACAGUGAAUAGAGCACUAGAACUGGAGUUAGUAAGACCUGAAUUAAAAUCUUGCUUCACUUGCUGUGCAACCGUAAGGCAAGACACUUAACCUCAGUUUCCUCAUCUGUAAAAAGGGGAUAACAAUAGCACCUACCUCACAGGGUUGUUGUGGGGAUCAAAUAAACUAAUGUGAAGUGCUUUGCAAACUUUAAA